This is a messenger RNA of Arachis duranensis, 1514 nucleotides long. RefSeq names its product homeobox protein SBH1. Gene Ontology annotation, cellular component: nucleus. The transcript has 4 exons. The coding region runs from base 295 to 1389 and encodes 364 amino acids. NCBI's taxonomy places the organism in Eukaryota, Viridiplantae, Streptophyta, Magnoliopsida, Fabales, Fabaceae. The record is from RefSeq and is a predicted model, not a curated record. Gene Ontology annotation, biological process: regulation of DNA-templated transcription. Gene Ontology annotation, molecular function: DNA-binding transcription factor activity, RNA polymerase II-specific; DNA binding.
UUUGAAGAUUGAAUCUCUGUGUUUGUUGCAGUGGCAGUAGUGAAGGAAAUUCAUUGGGAAGGUAAAAGGGUAGCAGUGCACGAAUGAGGUGAGCCCCUUCUCUCACUCUCUCUGUGCCCCCGCGUGCUCUCUGCUGCUUCAACUCCAAAUCUCUAUCCUUUCUAGUACUACUCCUCCAUCCAUGCAAACUCAACUGUUCUGGAUUUUCUUCUGAAACUUUCUUUUCUACCAUAAAUUCCGGGAGAGACUGAAACACACGCAUCAUCCUAAUCCUCAUGUUAACUGCUUAUUGAAAUGGAGGAGGGUAAUGGCACUUAUAGUAUGAUGGCUUUUGGCGAGAACAUCAUGAGUAGUAGUAGUAGUAAUAAUAGUGGGAUUUAUCCAAUCAUCAUGAUGCCUUUACUCACUACCACUCACAAUCAAGUUAUUAAUCCUCUUCCUAAUCUUAAUUACUCUAAUCCUAAUAAUGCAGACACAAAUAGUUCCUUCCCUCUUCCCAUGCUUACUACUCAUCAAGAACCAAUCCGCAACAACAUGCUCCACACCAACAACACUGGGAUAUGUUACUUUAUGGACAUACACAACAACCACCAUGGAAGCUCUUCUUCUUCUUCCUCUUCAUCAGCUCUCAAGGCCAAGAUCAUGUCUCAUCCUCACUAUCAUCGCCUCUUGGCUGCAUACGUCAAUUGUCAAAAGGUUGGAGCACCGCCUGAAGUGGUGGCAAGGUUAGAAGAAGCAUGUGAAUCUGCAGCGGCAAUGGCAGCAACUUCUUGCAUAGGUGAAGAUCCAGCGCUGGAUCAGUUCAUGGAGGCCUACUGUGAGAUGCUUAUCAAGUACGAGCAAGAACUCUCCAAACCCUUCAAGGAAUCCAUGCUUUUCCUUCAGCGCAUGGAGUCCCAGUUCAAAUCCCUCUCCAUUUCUCCUUCCAAUAACUUCGCCGGUAAUGAAGGUGUUGAUAGGAAUGGAUCAUCUGAGGACGAUGUUGAUUUACAAAACAAUGCAAUAAUUGAUCCGCAAGCAGAGGAGCGGGAGCUGAAGGGUCAGCUGUUGCGCAAGUACAGCGGAUACCUUGGUAGUCUGAAGCAGGAAUUCAUGAAGAAGAGGAAAAAAGGGAAGCUCCCUAAAGAAGCAAGGCAACAGCUACUUGAAUGGUGGAGCAGACAUCACAAAUGGCCUUACCCAUCUGAAUCACAGAAGGUGGCGCUUGCAGAGUCAACAGGUUUGGAUCAGAAACAGAUAAACAACUGGUUUAUUAAUCAAAGGAAACGGCAUUGGAAGCCUUCAGAGGAUAUGCAGUUUGUGGUGAUGGAUCAAAGCCAUCCACAUUAUUACAUUGACAAUGUUGUGGCCAAUCCCUUUCCCAUGGAUUUUUCCCACACAAUGCUUUGAGAAACAAAAAUAAAUGCAAAGGCAUUCAUCACUUCAAACUUAAAAAUUUAGCAUAUAAAUGUAAUGUAUGUAGAGAGCAACGCACGUCUUAAGUAGUUAGUUAUGAUGCUAUUAAAUAUAUAUAA